AUGGAAUUUAAAAAUAAAAGAAAAUAUAUUAUAAUUUAAAACUUCAUCAAAUAAGNAACGAAGAAGGAAUAAAAAUUGGACGAUGGGAAGAAUUAAGUGAUUAAUUUUGGAGGUAUAAUUUAGAUUUAUAGUAAAAUUAUUAGCUAUAAUUAAUCUAUUUAUAUUGGUGAAUAUAAUAAAUAAGGUGUUAAGAUUGGUGAAUGGGAAAUAUUUUAUAAGAAUUAUAAUAUGGGGAAUUCUUAAAAAAUGUAUAUAAAACUAAUAUGUCAAUUUUUAGUGGUGGAGGACAAUAUGAUGAUAAAGGAAACAAAACUGGAAUGUGGGUGGAAUAAAUAAAUGGAUUUAAUUAGUUUUAAUAUUCUCUAUAAAAUAGCUGGAAUUAAUCUACAAUUAGAGGGUUUUAUAAUAAAUAAGGAGUGAAGGAAGGAAUAUGGGAGAUAUUUUGGAAUUGGAAUGGAGAAAAUCAAAAGAUGUAUUUAUUAUAUGAAUAUAAUUAAAUAAUAGUGGUGGUGGAUAUUAUGAUGAGUAAGGACGUAAGAUUGGAAAAUGGAUAGAGUAGAAAGAUGGGUUUGAUUGGUAAUUUAUAUUAUUAAUUUAAUUAAUAAGUACUUAGAAAUUAAUUUUAACUGGAGAAUAUAUUUAAGGUAUUAAAUAAGGGGAAUGGAUAGAGAAUAAAUUAUAAUGAG
Paramecium pentaurelia is the source of this 686-nucleotide messenger RNA. Lineage: Eukaryota; Ciliophora; Oligohymenophorea; Peniculida; Parameciidae. The record is from the annotation of a GenBank genome assembly.